UAAUUAUUAAAUAUUAAAUAUUUAAAUUGCGGUGGUCUCAAAAGUCACUUCCAAAACUUUUUACAAUCUUUGCAAUUCAUGAUUACUUACAAAGGAGAAAAGAGUCUGAGAAUUUCGUGAAAAUUUUGUUAUUUGAUUAGGUUUUUGGUUGUAAGUACAGUUGGUUGUUAUUGUUGAAUAUAAAGUUGCUGAGCAUAAUAUAUUUGGUUAGGCUGAAAGUGGAAAUAGGCAGAAAGUGUAUUCUAGCUUUCUGGAUUACGUUUCAGUUUCGUCGUUGCUACUACUGGGUGGCAUGAUAAUAUGAUUAUGAGACUGGUCAGGGGACAUUUUCGACGCCGUCGAUGGGAUCCCCUGACAAAAAAUUAUUGGGCAUUGUAAAAUUUUUGAGUCCUCGAAAAUGCGAUUCAGCCAAUGUUUCGAGGGAUUUUUGGAUGCCCGAUCAUAGUUGCAGGGUGUGUUAUGAGUGUGAUACCCCGUUCACAGUGGUUAAGAGAAAGCAUCAUUGCCGGCACUGUGGUCGAAUUUUCUGUGCUAAGUGUACGGCUCACUCAAUUCCUAUCCAUCCUGACGAGUCCAAGAAUGAUGGGGAGGAAUCUGAUAAGAUUAGGGUUUGUAACUAUUGCUUCAGGCAAUGGGAGCAAGGAGUGGUGACAGCUAACCAUGAAACUGGUGGUGCUUCUAGUCCAGGAAUUAGUCCAUCUGCAUCAGCAGCUAGCUUGGGGAGUAUUAACACCAGCUUUACUGGUGAUAGCAGCGCGAGUACAGUAGGUUCAAUGGCCUAUUCAACUGGACCAUAUGAGCAUGUCACAUAUAGUUCUUCUGUGAGUCUUGAGCAAUCUCUCCAAAUAGGACAACAUAAUCAAGGCAAUGGAGAAUCUGAUCCAAGCAGCAUAAAUACGUAUGUAGACAUUGGAGAUUUAUCUUCAAAUGCUAAUCAGUAUGGUUUUUGUGUAAAUAGGAGUGAUGAUGAGGAAAAUGCAAAUGGGGGAUACUAUGGUGCUGUUAAUUUUGAUGAGAUUGACGAUAUGUACCCAUCUUGUAAAAGGGUCUUGGAUGUAGAAGAAGAUGAUAGAAAAGCAGUUAGUCCUUUGUCUUCCGUGGAUUUUGGUUCGGAGUUCCUGGAAGGAAUUAAGGCUUCUGUGAAUGAAGCAGACACUCACAUCAAUAACGAUGAAUCUGAAGCUUCUCUUUAUGAGAUAGAGAGUGCAGAUGUGGAAAAUUUGGAUUUUGAGAACAACGGGGUACUUUGGAUUCCUCCAGAGCCUGAAGAUGAAGAUGAUGACAGAGAAGUUGAUUUUUUAGAUGAUGAGGAUGACGGAGAUGCUGCUGGAGAAUGGGGAUAUCAGAGCUCUUCGAGCAACUUGGCUGGCGGAGAACUUCAGCAGAGGGAAAAAGCAAAUGAAGAACAUCGGAAAGCUAUGAGGAACGUAGUUGGUGGACAUUUCAGAGCACUAAUAACACAGCUUUUGCAAGUUGAAAACCUUCCAGUUCGGGAUGAUUAUGACAAAGACUGUUGGCUGGAAAUAAUCACGUCUCUGUCAUGGGAGGCUGCUUCACUCCUUAAGCCAGACAUGAGCAAAGGUAGUGGGAUGGAUCCUGGUGGUUAUGUAAAAGUGAAAUGCUUGGCAUGUGGGAAGCGAAGUGACAGUGUGGUGGUAAAAGGAGUUGUCUGUAAGAAGAAUGUUGCUCAUCGACGAAUGACUGCAAAGUUUGAUAAACCACGCCUUUUGAUCCUUGGAGGGGCUUUGGAGUAUCAGCGGGUUACCAAUCAUUUAUCAAGUUUUGACACAUUAUUGCAGCAGGAAAUGGAUCAUCUGAAGAUGGCUGUUGCAAAAAUCAGUGCUCAAAAUCCCAAUAUCUUAUUGGUGGAGAAGUCUGUUUCUCGAUUUGCCCAAGAAUACCUUCUUGCGAAAAACAUAUCUCUUGUUUUGAAUAUCAAAAGGCCUCUCUUGGAGCGUAUUGCUCGCUGCACUGGUGCACAAAUUGUUCCCUCUGUUGACCAUCUCAAGUCACCAAUUUUGGGGAACUGUGAAUCCUUCCAUGUGGAGAAAUACUUUGAGGAACAUGGAAGUGCUGACCAAGGUGGGAAGAAACUGACAAAGACCUUGAUGUUUAUUGAGGAGUGCCCAAAACCCUUGGGAUGUACUAUCUUGCUCAAAGGAGCCCCUGGAGAUGAAUUAAAGAAAGUGAAACAUGUUGUCCAGUAUGGGAUUUUUGCUGCAUAUCAUCUGGCUCUAGAAACAUCUUAUCUUGCGGAUGAAGGUGCUUCUUUGCCGGAACUUCCUUUGAAGUCUCCAAUAACUGUUGCACUACCUGACAAACCAUUAAACAUCAAUAGAUCCAUCUCCACUGUACCUGAUCUAGUUACCCCAACAGCUGAAAGGCCCCAGAGUGAAAACAGUCACCUGGUUUCACAGGUGCCUAUCACUACAAAUACUGUUCCUACAUCAGAAAGGAGUGUAUCAAGCUCGAUGACUAAUUAUAUGGAAUCUGCCUCAAAUUCUGUGCAAUCAGCUGUUGAUGACUCUUUACUUUCAUCAUCAUAUGAUGUCCCUAAUUCUAUAUAUAAUUAUGUAUCUCAAGAUGGUAUCUCAGAGCAUAUCUGCAGAAUUGGUGUAAAUCAAUUUCCAGAAGACCAUUCCAUUACCAUAAGACCAGAUGAAUGUCUUCAUGGUGAUCAUGCAGUUGCUAGUUCUCCCAGCACGUCAGUUCAGUUAGAAGACAGUGUUUGCAAGAGUAAUAAUGAUGCUAGUACAUUGUUUGAACAUGAUCCUAACAACUCAGGGCAUUUGUCAGAUUCAAAUUACAAGGAACAAAAGGAAAAAGUGCAGCCUUUGAAAGAAGAAUUUCCACUCUCACCUUCUGAUGGUCAGAGCAUAUUGGUGUCUUUAGCAACACGCUGUGUCUGGAAGGGAGUUGUGUGUGAGAGGGCACAUCUUUUCCGUAUCAAGUACUAUCGGAGCUUCGACAAGCCUUUGGGACGAUUUUUACACGACGAUUUAUUUGAUCAUAGUUAUCGUUGCCGUGUCUGUGAGAUGCCAUCAGAAGCACAUAUUCAUUGUUACACCCACCAGCAAGGGAGCCUUACUAUUUCUGUGAGGAAGCUUACUGAGUAUCCAUUACCUGGGGAAAGGGAUUGCAAAAUCUGGAUGUGGCAUAGGUGCCUCCGAUGUCCUCGGGUCAAUGGAUUUCCUCCUGCUACUAGAAGAGUUGCUAUGUCUGAUGCAGCCUGGGGGUUGUCAUUUGGAAAAUUCUUGGAACUCAGCUUUUCAAACCAUGCAGCUGCUAGCAGAGUUGCUAGUUGUGGCCAUUCUCUUCAUAAAGAUUGUCUUAGAUUCUACGGUUGUGGACGGAUGGUUGCUUGCUUUCGCUAUGCACCAAUUGUUGUUCAUUCUGUCUAUCUUCCACCAUCAAAUAUCGAAUUUACUUGUGAUAAUCUGGAGUGGAUCCGUAAAGAAGCAGAUGAGGUAAGGGAUCGGGCAGAACUUCUAUAUACUGAAGUCUGCAAUGCAAUUAAUGAGAUUUCGGAGAAAUUGUCGAGGUCUGGAACACUGGAAAGUAACACAAAAGCUUUUGGACUGAGGAAACACGUCAUGGAACUAGAAUGGAUACUGAAGAAGGAGAAAGAAGAAUUUGAGGAGUCCCUGCAAACAGCAUUGCAAACAGAAAGACAAGUUGGGAUUGAUAUUCUAGAAAUCAAUAGAUUGAGACGGCGUUUACUCAUCCAAUCUUAUGUCUGGGACCAACGUUUGAUUCAUACAUCUAAUUUAGAUGCAAAGAUAGCCCAGUAUGGGUCUGACAGUCUUAUUUUGAAAUCUCUGGAGGAAACUCCCAAUGAGGUGGGAAAGACUAACAUAUCUACUGGCAGUGAAAUAGUGAAAGAGCUGGGGGGUUGUGGUUCUGUAAUUUCAGAUGUCAAGACUGGAACAGAUGUUAGCCAAGGCCUCAAUGUCAAACAAUUUAAUGAGCACAAUUCAUACUCAGGAGAAAAGAUUUUAGAUCAGGUACCAAUUUGCAAGGAAGUAGGUGAGGUUUUACCCGAUGGGAUCAAUAUGGGUGAAGCAGGUCCAGUUCCUCCUGUAAAUACAGUUCGACGAGUUAUUUCAGCUGGACAAUUCCCAGUUACGGUGAGUUUGUCCGAUACUCUUGAUGCAGCAUGGAUUGGUGAAAGUCACUCAGGAAGUGUCAAACCUAAGGAGAAUGAUGUAAUAGAUUCGUCAAGCUUUGUUCAGUCAGUUGCAGCAAGUCCCAGCUCAGAGAAGCACUCUGAUGCCUGGGAUGAGACAGAGUUUCAUCGUGUCUCUAGCCUUGCUUUGCCAACCAAGAGCUCUGAUUUUCUAGACAACUCCACAUAUUGGUUAAAGGUGCCCUUUAUGAGCAUUUAUCAAUCACUUGGAAAAAGUUCCUCAUGGAAUACUCAAAAGCUUGAUGCCGUAGGCGAUUAUAACCCAGUUUUUGUUAGUUCAUUUCGUGAAUUGGAACGCCAGGGCGGUGCCAGACUGCUGCUUCCUGUGGGUGUUAAUGAUACUGUUAUACCAGUUUAUGAUGAUGAACCGACUAGUAUCAUAGCAUAUGCACUUGUAUCAGCAGAUUAUCAAACUCAAAUGUCUGAUGAUCCUGAUAUGAAGAAGGAUGGGAGUGAGUACGCAGUUUCUCUGCCCCUCAGUCAUUCAGCAAGUUCCCUCUCGCUUCCUUCCCCGGGUGAAGCAGCUUCUGGAUCAAUGAGAAGUUUUGGGUCUUCCGAAGAAACCCUUUUGUCAAUGUCUGGGUCCAGGAACUCCUUCAUCUUGGAUCCACUGUUCUACACCAAGGCUUUGCAUGCUAGAGUAUCAUUUUCAGAUAAUGGGCCUCUUGGAAAAGUUAAAUAUACUGUCACUUGUUAUUACGCGAAAAGAUUUGAGGCACUGAGAAUGAUUUCUUGUCCUUCUGAGAUGGAUUUCGUUAGGUCGCUCAGUCGUUGUAAGAAAUGGGGUGCACAGGGUGGAAAGAGCAAUGUCUUUUUUGCCAAGACUCUGGAUGAUAGAUUUAUAAUUAAACAAGUUACAAAGACCGAGCUCGAGUCAUUUAUCAAGUUUGCACCAGCUUAUUUCAAAUAUCUGUCUGAAUCUAUUAGAAGUUCCAGCCCUACAUGUCUGGCUAAGAUCCUGGGCAUUUAUCAGGUUACAUCCAAGCAUAUUAAAGGAGGGAGGGAGAUCAAGAUGGAUGUUUUGGUGAUGGAGAAUCUCUUGUUCCGACGUAAUGUAGUACGGCUUUAUGAUCUGAAAGGCUCUUGUAGAUCACGGUACAAUGCAGAUUCCAGUGGUGGAAACAAAGUUUUGCUUGACCAGAACCUGAUCGAGACAAUGCCUACUUCUCCGAUUUUUGUAGGGAACAAGGCAAAACGACUGCUCGAACGAGCUGUUUGGAACGACACAUCAUUUCUUGCUUCAAUUGAUGUGAUGGACUAUUCUUUAUUGGUUGGUAUUGACGAAGAAAAGCGUGAGCUGGUGGUUGGUAUUAUAGAUUUCAUGAGACAAUAUACAUGGGAUAAGCACCUUGAGACUUGGGUUAAGGCGUCUGGGAUUCUCGGCGGGCCAAAGAAUGCAUCUCCAACAGUCAUUUCUCCUGAUCAGUAUAAAAAGCGGUUCAGGAAAGCUAUGACGACUUACUUCCUUAUGGUGCCUGAUCAAUGGUCUCCUCCAAUGAUCAUCCCUGGUGAACCCUUGUCUGAUCAUAAUGAGGAGAACUCCAAAAUUGUCACUUCACCUUGAUUUGUUCUGAAAGUUUUAAAGUCUUUGGAUAUAUAUCAAAUCAAAAGUGUAUAGUAUUUGUUACAAUCUCUUUUUGUUGUAAUUUCUUGUUUCAUUUUUGUUUUAUUCUUACUAUAUUUGUUGAUUGAUUUAGUUAAUAAGAAAGGUUCUUUCAUGUCA
Molecule: messenger RNA, 5909 nt
Organism: Beta vulgaris subsp. vulgaris (sugar beet)
Lineage: Eukaryota; Viridiplantae; Streptophyta; Magnoliopsida; Caryophyllales; Amaranthaceae
Product: 1-phosphatidylinositol-3-phosphate 5-kinase FAB1B
Exons: 12
Coding region: 342-5750 (1802 amino acids)
Biological process (GO): phosphatidylinositol phosphate biosynthetic process
Cellular component (GO): endosome membrane
Molecular function (GO): 1-phosphatidylinositol-3-phosphate 5-kinase activity; ATP binding; metal ion binding
Source: RefSeq, a predicted model, not a curated record